AGCUUCCGUUCACAUUACUGUCGGCCCAUUUCCCAAGACCAAUCUUGUUGCGUUCAGCUGCGCGUGCGCGAGCACGAACCAUACUAGGGAGAUGCAUCGUGUCAGUGCGCGAGUCUCUGUGCGAGCAGGAGGAAGCGAAGGCGAUAUAUGAAGGCGCACAACCGCAAGCAGCAGGCACAGGCGGACGCCUGUUGACAGGUGCGCACCAGACCACAAGCAUUUACGACAUAGGUGUCAGCGCUCCCAUAGGCCAUGCGACGCCUGAUUGUCUAUGGGAAUAUCACUGGGCGUGCACCGCGACGGUUUCCUGUCUUCCAUGACGCCGAGCAGGCUGACUCGGCAUCGAUUUUAGCCGUUGCGAUCAUGUCAAGUGCCGCCCUAAAGCCCAGGACUGGCUGCGUUUCGGAUAACAGGGUACGUUGUGGGAAGCCGACGACUUCGAAAGAAGCACGACCGUGCACAGGCCUGCCACGGCAGCAUACUAUAUAGACAUAGGCCGGUGCGACCGAACGUGGCUUUCUGCUCUCCUGGUCUAAGUCAUGGAUCCCCAGGUGUUUGUUUUGCUGGCGGGGGGUGCGCUCCUGCUUGUCUAUUCGGUACGGCGCUACCUUGCGCGCCGCCAUGUGAGGAAGGUUAGGGGACCGCCCGCCCCGAGUUGGUUCAUGGGGAACUUGCAACAGGUGAAUCAACAAUUGGAAGUAGGGGAGCUAGACGGACAAUGGAUGCGGGAGUAUGGACAUGUCUGGCGGACCAAGGGUGUCAUGGGUGAGGACAACUUGGUAAUUGCUGAUCCCAAGGCUCUCCAAUACAUCUUUCACAAGUCGGGAUAUCACUUCCCAAAGAGCGCUGUCGCUAGGCAGUUCAGCCGCGAGAUCGCUGGCUCAGGUAUUCUCUUCGCGCAGGACAAGGACCAUACGCGUAUCCGCAAGAUCAUGAACCCAGCGUUCACCGCUAGUCAAUUAAAGUCAUUCUUGCCCCUCUUCCGCGCGUCGGCCCAGAAACUGGGUCAAAAGUGGAGGGAACUCUUGGCUACCACACCUAAUGGUAGCGAGCGUAUCAACGUCCUGGCUUGGCUCACGAGGUGUACGUUGGAUGUGAUCGGAGAAGUCGGGUUCGACGUGCAAUGUGGUGCCCUCGACGACUCCCUGAACCCCGUCAUAGAGGCAUACAAGAACAUGUUUACGGAUGCUAUCCCAUACCCGUCCAACCUUACUCUCUUCUUCCAAUCCUUCUGGCACCUGAUCCCCAUGCCGAUCCUGAAGUAUGCUAAAUACAUCCCUACCAAGGACCACGUCCGCUUCCGGCGAACGCUCAAAGUGAUCAACAAUUUCGCGAAGACCCUGAUCGACGAGAAGACCGAGGCCGUCCUCGCCGGCAACGGAGAGAAGAAGAAGGAUAUUAUGAGCAUCCUCGUCAAGGCGAACGCCUCGGAAGACCCGAAGUCUCGCCUGACAAACGAAGAGAUGAUGUCCCAGAUGGCGACCUUCCUUCUCGCGGGGCACGAGACGACCGCGUCGUCGAUGACCUGGCUCCUCUACGAGCUCGCCCGGCACCCGGACUACCAGCAGAAGAUGCGGGACGAGAUCAAGGCGAUCCGUGCGCGCGUCGCGGAGCGCGGCGACGCCGACUUCUCCGUCUCCGACCUCGACGCGAUGACCUACACGCUCGCGGCGAUGAAGGAGGUCCUCCGGCUGCACCCGAUCGUCUACACGCUCGGGCGCGUCGCGGCGCGCGACGACGUCCUCCCGCUCGCUACCCCGAUCACGACGACGGACGGGGAGGCCGUGAGCGAGAUCCCGAUCCCCAAGGGCACCAACUGCCUCAUCUCCAUCUGGGCGUACAACCGGCUGCCGACCAUCUGGGGCCCGGACGCGGACGAGUUCAACCCGGACCGGUUUGUCGCACACGAGAAGAUGGGGGCGACCUAUGUCGGUGUGACGUCGAACUUGAUGACGUUCAGCGCGGGUCUGCAGGCGUGCAUCGGCUGGCGAUUCUCGGUCAUUGAGAUGCAAUCGAUCCUCGUCGAGCUCAUCGAGCACUUCGAGUUUGCCAUCCCCGAAGACAAGCCUGAAAUCAUCCGCUUUGCUGCAGGUCUCGUCACACCGCUCGUGAAGGACGAGAUGCAUCUCGGCCCCCAGAUGCCGCUGCGUGUGUCGCUAGUGCAGUGAGCCAUGCGAUCUAUAUACCUGUACCUUCCAUGGACAUCUCCAUCUUGUUAUCUCGGGUUGCAAUGUUUACG
Molecule: messenger RNA, 2239 nt
Organism: Dichomitus squalens LYAD-421 SS1
Lineage: Eukaryota; Fungi; Basidiomycota; Agaricomycetes; Polyporales; Polyporaceae
Product: cytochrome P450
Exons: 11
Coding region: 540-2168 (542 amino acids)
Molecular function (GO): oxidoreductase activity, acting on paired donors, with incorporation or reduction of molecular oxygen; iron ion binding; heme binding
Source: RefSeq, a predicted model, not a curated record